ACAGAAACAUGACAAAAUCACUCUUAAAUUACAUUAUUUUCUAUUUUUGUUUCAUAGAAUCGCUCAUCACAAGCCAACAAAUACUAAAGUCUAACAUGAAGAAGAAAUUCCAGCAUGUGUUUGAAGGAAUCACUAAAUCAGGAAAUCAAACCUUUCUAAAUCAGAUCUACACAGAGCUCUACAUCACAGAGGGAGGAUCUGGAGAGGUCAAUAAUGAACAUGAGGUCAGACAGAUUGAAUCACUGUCCUGGAAACCAGACAGACCAGAAACAACAAUUAGACAUGGAGACAUAUUUAAAUCUUCACCUGGAAGAGAUGAACCAAUCAGAACGGUGAUGACUAAGGGAGUGGCUGGCAUUGGGAAAACAGUCCUGACUCAGAAGUUCACUCUGGACUGGGCAGAAGACCAAACCAACCAGGACAUCCAGUUCAUGUUUCCAUUCACGUUCAGAGAACUGAAUCUGUUAAAAGAACAGUUCAGCUUAGUGGAGCUUGUUCACCACUUUUUUAGUGAAACUAAAGGAAUCUCCAGGUUUGAAGAGUUAAAGGUUGUGUUCAUCUUUGAUGGCUUGGAUGAGAGUCGACUUCCACUGGACUUCCACAACAAUGAGAUCCUGACAGAUGUAACAAAGUCCACCUCAGUGGAUGUUCUUCUGACAAACCUCAUCAGAGGGAACCUGCUUCCCAAAGCUCACCUCUGGAUAACCACAAGACCUGCAGCAGCCAAUCGGAUCCCUGCUGAGUUUGUUGCCAUGAUGACAGAGAUCAGAGGAUUCACUGACCCACAGAAAGACGAGUACUUCACUAAAAGGUUUAGAUAUAAGAAGCAGGCCAGAAUGGUAAUCUCCCACAUAAAGAAAUCCAGAAGCCUCCACAUCAUGUGCCACAUCCCAAUCUUCUGCUGGAUCACUGCUACAGUUGUGGAAGACAUGUUGAAAAAGAAAGAUGGAGAAGAUCUGCCAAAGACCCUGACUGAGAUGUACAUCCACUUCCUGGUGGUUCAGACCAAACUGAAGGUCAUCAAGUACGAUGGAGGAGCUGAGACAGAUUCACACUGGAGUCCAGAGAGCCAGAAGAUGAUUGAGUCUCUGGGAAAACUGGCUUAUGAGCAGCUGAUGAAAAGAAACCUGAUCUUCUAUGAAUCAGACCUGGCAGAGUGUGGCAUCGAUAUCAGAGCAGCUUCAGUGUGUUCAGGAGUUUUCACACAGAUCUUCAGAGAAGAGAGAGGGCUGUACCAGAACAAGGUGUUCUGCUUCGUCCACCUGAGUGUUCAGGAGUUUCUGGCUGCUCUUCAUGUUCACCUGACCUUCAUCAAAUCUGGAGUCAAUCUGCUGGCAAGAGGUGAAACAAAAUCCAAGGACUUCGAAACAAGAAGCCAUGGAUCCUCAGAAACAGAGAUGUACCAGAGUGCUGUGGACAUGGCCCUGGAGAGUCCAGAUGGACACCUGGACUUGUUUCUCCGCUUUCUACUUGGUCUUUCACUGGAGACUAAUAAUCGUUGGCUAGGAGGCCUUAUGACACACAGAGAGAAAAGCUUAGCAACUAAUAAGGUCACAACCCAGUACGUUAAGGACAAGAUUAAUGACCAAAAAUGUGUUGAGAAAAGCAUCAAUCUGUUCCAUUGUCUAAGUGAACUAAAUGAUCAGUCCUUGGUGGAGGAAAUCCAACAAUCUCUAAGUACAGGAAGUCUUUCAGCCCACCAGCUGUCUCCUGCUCAGUGGUCAGCUCUGCAGUUCAUCCUACUUUCAACGGACAAAGGUCUGGAAAUAUUUGACCUGAAGAAAUAUUCUGCUUCAGAAGAUGCUCUUCAGAGACUGCUGCCAAUUGCUGAAGCCAUGAACAAAGUUAUACUGAGUGGGUGUAACCUCUCAGAGAGAAGCUGUGAAGCUCUGUCCUCGUUGCUCAGCUCAACAACAUCUAGUCUCAGAGAUCUGGACCUGAGUAACAACGACCUGACAGAUUCAGGAGUGAAGCUGCUGUGCAGUGGACUGAUGAGUCCAGACUGUGAACUGGAGAUUCUCAGACUUUCAGGCUGCCUGAUUACAGAUGAAGGCUGUGCUGCUCUGGCUUCAGCUCUGACUAUGAACCCGUCUCACCUGAAGGAGCUGGACCUCAGCUACAAUAAUCCAGGAGAGGCAGAAAAGGAGAGUCUAACAGCUAUACUGAAGAAUCCAAGCUUCAAACUGGUCUCUCUCUGCAUGGAGCCUGCUGGAGAAACUUGGUUGAUACCAGGUCUCAGGAAGUAUUCCUGUCCACUAACAGUCGACCUAAACACUGUAAACAGAUUCCUCAAACUUUCUGAUAAAAAUAAGAAGGUGACGCGUGUGGAAGAGGAGCAGCUGUAUCCUGAUCAUCCAGACAGAUUUGAUUCCUAUCAGUUGCUGUGCACUGAUGGUCUGACUGGUCGCUGUUACUGGGAGGUUGAGUGGAGUGGGAGGGUCUACAUAUCAGUGAGUUACAGUGGAAUCAAAAGAAAGGGAGACAAUGAUGACUCCUGGUUUGGCUAUAAUGAUAACUCCUCGAGUCUAAUCUGCUCAGAUGAUGGUUACACCAUUUGGCUCAAUAGUGAAAAGAAAGCCUUCAUCCCUGUUCCCUCCUUCUCCUCGUCCUCCUUUGUCUCUGGCAGAGUUGCUGUGUAUGUGGACUGUCCUGCUGGGACUCUGUCCUUCUACAGAGUCUCCUCAGACACACUGAUCCACCUCUACACCUUCAACACCAAAUUCACUGAACCUCUUUAUCCUGGAUUUGGGUUUGAGUACAGGACAGGUUCCUGGAUGUCUUUGUGUUCACCUUAAGCCCCCAUACUUUAGUGAUUGUCAUUGUUCAUCUGGACUAAACUGUCACAAUAAAUGUAACAUAUUUUUCCAGACUUUUACUCAUUCCAGAGGAGAAAUCACAUCAAUCAAAAACUCAUGUCACACAGAAGUAGAGUUUAGAUCAGGUCUGAAAAAUCCAACCUGACCCGGCCUGAGCCUGUGUACAGUGUGUCCGAGCCCGACCCAAAUAACUUUGUUGGUCCAAAUUAAACCCAAUAUAUCAUUUUAAUUAAGAUUUUACUGUUUCAUUUUUAGACCAUAGUUUGAGUAUAGCAGUGUAAAUUCAGCUGCUUUUAGCUUUUGCUUAAGAUCUUUCAGCUCCAUCUUGUUGCUUGUUGUAACCACAGGAUGAGUCAAGUGCAAAUGAUCUGGGAUGUGUGACUGAUAGAAGUAGAGCAGAAAUGGGCUACAUGUGCAUUAGUGCACUGGGCUUUUACACUCCAAUUAACUUCUUCCUUUUUCUUUCUGUCCUCAACAAAAUAAACUACCUCUUCCCCUAUUAAGACUAUGAUAAGCUGAUCAGCACAACUUUAUAGCCUGCAUUCUCAUUUGGUUUUCUCUGGGCUGUAUGAAUUGCGUAAAUGCACCACAGAAACCUGAGCCGACCAUCAAGCAAAUCAUUUUGGCCCGAACUGUCCCACAUUUUGGGUCAGGUUCCAGUUGAGCUUGGGCCUUAAAUCUAAAGUCAACACUGAACUAAAAGACUAUUUAGAAACUGUCAAACAUGAGUGGGACCUUGUCCAAGUUUAUUUGAUCCUACAUGUUGAGUUCAGUUGCCUGUUUUUCAACAAACUCAUGGAAACUAUUGAGUUUGGCUUGAAAGUCAGAGCACCGAUGUCUGUGUUCUGACAGAGAGGCGGUUGCAUUGCAUGAAGCGGAAACGGCAAUAAGGCCCACCUGUAAAGUAAUUUAUAUUCAUUUCUUUGGCAGCUACCAGGGUGUGGCGAUGUAGGGCCACCAUUGACAAGCCUCUUCCAUCAACACGUUCUUCAAAAACCCAUCUGUGGACUCGUUUCUCAGGCUUUGGCCGUCUUGCUUUCACUCCGGAUGAUCUUUUUCACAUAUGGUGAUGUUAACUCCUCAAUUCAUGUCCAUCAAUAUAACAUUUAACACAUGAAUCAAAAAUGCAUCAUGAAGAGGGAGAAAGUUGCACCUGAUUAUAAGUCAUAGGACCACCAAACUAUGAAAAAAAGUGUGAUAGUCUGGAAAAUAUGGUAAAAAGGAAAAAGAACUUUGAUCUUUAAUCUAAAAAACAAAAACUGAUCAAUCAUUCAAUAAAUUGGCAGCUGUUAAAAAUAAGCCAGUCUUUUCUUCCUGUUCAUCCAUCCAUCCAUCCAUUUUCUAUACACCCUUGUCCCUUAGUGGGGUCGGGUUGCUGGUGCCUAUCUCCAGCGAACGUUUUGGGCGAGAGGCGGAGAACACUCUGGACAGGUCGCCGGUCUGUCACAGCUUCCUGUUAAUACAACAAAACAAAUCAGCUCUCACCUCGAACCCCAUUGAAUCAAAAAGCACAACAUAUAGAUGUUACCCAAAUAUAAUAACUUAACAAAAAUCUAAAGCAUACAGUUUGGUGUAGGGUUUGGUGCAUUGUGCAUAUCAUUCCCACUUGGUGGAUCCAUAUCAUCACUGUUGGCUGAGUAGUGAGUACAGACUAUGAGCCUCUUUUGCUCCAAGGGACAAACACCCUAUUUGCAUCAGGGCCUACAUAAAACUGACGUGUUGGGUUGUGACAAAUUUGAAAAUAAUAUUUGUAACAUGAUAGUUGGUUUAGUUCUACUAAUAUUUUUUCUUCCUUCUUUGCCAUUCUUUUUAUUUUUUGUUGGCUGUAGUGGCCUUUAUUUGAAAGUAGUUCGACAGAAAACAGGGUUAUCAGAAAGGGGGAAAACAUGCGGCAAAUGUCACCAGGCUGGGAAUCAAACCUGCAACCACCGCCAUAAGGACUAAGGCCUCAGUACGUGGGUUGUGCCAAGCCCCUGCGCCACCACAGCACCCUGUUUGCCAUCCUUUUACAGUGACACUACCACUGGUAGAACAUCUGCUCUCAGAUGUUUCGGCAUGAUUCGUGGAUUCUCACUUGCAUAAUAGGAUUUUUUUCUUGCCUCCACCACCAUGGAGGAGACAUCACUGCCAAUAUGUUUAUUAUUUGAACAACUAAUGAAUUACAGUAGUUUUAUCACGGCAAAGGCUGUCCAUCAUGUACAGAAUCUGUUACUAAUCCCUCUCAGGCAUUGGGGAUUAAAAACACUGAAGUGUUUAAGGAGUUGCACAGUGACUUGCAUUAUUUUAUUUAGAAUCUCUAAAACACUUUUCUCAGGUAAAAUGCAGGGCCUUCUUUCUAACAGUGCCACAUGCACAUAUUGGAUUUCCCUGACAAACUUUAUUCAGUCAAAUAUAUGUGAAAUUUGGAGAUGUGCGUGCUUCACUGCAGCUCAUAGCUCUGAUCCAUAUGGAGAUUGUAGCUAUAACAGGACUUGAAGCUGCUUUGAAAAGGGAUUAUAAGGAAAUGGGGAAAAAUACUGCUUCUUGUUCUUUGGGUUUUAUUUUCCCAUCUUUAAAGAGAACUAAAAAUAUAUUUAUAUAGUGAAGCAUCUAAAUCUUUUAUAAUUGCUUAAUUCUAAACUUUGUUUAUUUUAAUCAUUGUUUUUUAAAAUCCUCUAAGCACUUUGAGAUUUUUGUAUUAGUCUGUCAAUGAGACUUGUUUGCUUGAAUUGGUUGUUUUUUCUGUUAUUUCAGUUAUCUCUUAAAGAAAUGACCUUUGUUUUUAUGUCAUGACCUUGUGGUUAAAAGCAACAAAAAAGCUAAACAAACUGAGCUUUAACCUUUUUAUGGGAGUAGAUGGGCAAAUAAAACCUUUUAAUUUUUAUACUGGUAAUGAUAAAUACUGAUAAUUAAGCAACCAAAUUAUGAUUUUGGGUUUACUGAUUUAUCAUUUUUUGCACUGUUUCCAUGACAAUAAUUAUAAUCCAUUUUUAAUUGUGUGCCGUUCAGUGGUACAAAGGCAGAAUCUAAUGUAACUUUUACUUUAUGCUGAAGCCUGUUUAUAACUGGCAGUCCUGAGAUGAUUAUAAACUGUGACUAGCAGACAGGCAGCCAUACAAUCCUACUGCUUAAAAUGAACUGAUUUUUAAAAACUUUUUAUCAUGUCUUUUACCUUAUUUUUACUAAAUUACACAAUAUUGUAAUCUAAAGUUGAAUAUGUGUUCCUACUUCUGUGUGCUUGAUGUAAUUUUUUAUCUGCUCACUUGUUUACAUGUUGGUACACUAUGAAUAAUAAAGACAAACAUUG
Molecule: messenger RNA, 6102 nt
Organism: Poecilia latipinna (sailfin molly)
Lineage: Eukaryota; Metazoa; Chordata; Actinopteri; Cyprinodontiformes; Poeciliidae
Product: protein NLRC3-like
Exons: 5
Coding region: 9-2795 (928 amino acids)
Molecular function (GO): protein binding
Source: RefSeq, a predicted model, not a curated record